AUAGGCCGUAACACCACUUGGUCCCAUCUUGGUUAGAGCGAGAGAAGGGAAAACGAAGGGAACCGUCCAUUACAGCUGCUCUAUCGGCACUGUUCAUGGUGAUGGACCCUCCUGGCGGGGGAGACGAGCGUCGGAGACAGGCCGAGCGUCUUCGGAGGGAGGAGGCCUACUAUCAUUUUAUUAAUGACCUAAGCGAAGAGGAGUAUCGGCUCAUGAGAGACAGCAACCUGUUGGGGACCCCCGGAGAAGUGACAGCCGAAGAGCUCCAGCAACGACUGGAUGGAGCCAAGGAGCGCGAGUCAUCCCAGCCCAUCACAGAGCAGCGCUUACCAGCCGCCGAGCCCGUGGAACAGCAGGGCAGUAGCGGAGAGGAUAGAAGCUCCGGUGGGAGACGAGCAGGGAACGCAGAGCCAGGGGCAGAAGCGUCCAACGGAGACUCAUUGCUUGAGUGGUUGAACACUUUCCGGCGCACCGGCAACGCCACCCGCAGCGGGCAGAGCGGCAACCAGACGUGGCGCGCCGUCAGCCGGACCAACCCAAACAGUGGCGAGUUCCGCUUCAGCCUGGAGAUCAACAUCAACCACGACCAGCCCGAGGCGGGGGAGCACGCCGACGCUUUGGACUCGGCCGAGCAGCCCGCCGCCUCUCCGGGUCCGACGUUGCCGCCGAGCCGCACCGCUUCUUCCGCCGCCGCUCGCCCGUCCAGCGCGGCCAGGCCGUCUCCUUACCCUACGCCUCGGCCCGCCCUCAGCAGGAGGAUGCAGACUCGCCGCACACGCAGCAGCAGCAGCAGCAGCACCCUCUCCAUGAGCCCCCCUGCAGUUUCUGCCCCUAUUGCGCCCCCUGCUCAAAGGAGAGGAGACACCAUGCACACUUUAGUACCGUCACCCACUGUUUCUCAUUCCGAUCAGUCUACAACUUCCCUGCAUACAGCCGCCAAUGCAGAACUGGAGCAAAGCCGCGACAAUGUGACUUUAUCACUAGACUGUCCACGUGUGUCGCCCCAGUCGGGGUCUCAGGCACCGGCGGUGGGACAGGAAUCACGUCGGACUCGAUCACGCGGGCGUUGGCGCCGAGUGGCGGCAGCGUGGAACGGCGGCGCCCCGGCCCGCACGUCCAGGCGAAGCCGUUCCCCUUUGCACAGAAGCCCCGUGAGCACGCCGGCGUCCAGCAGUGCCAUCAGCGGCUCGAGCAUCCACAUUGUCGAUGCGGGCACGAGCUCGGUUUCCAUGGAAACGGGGGAGGCGGUGCCAGGACCCGCAGCCACCGCAACGGAGCCGACCGCAGAGAGCGGGGAGAACGAAUCGCAUUCAUCCAGCGCGGGAGGUUCGUCUUCAGUUCGCCGCCACCCCACCAUCAUGCUGGACCUGCAGGUGAGACGGAUCCGACCCGGGGAAAACCGGGACCGCGACAGCAUCGCCAGCAGGACGCGCUCCCGGGCCCGCGUCGCCGAGAACACCGUCACGUUCGAGAGCGACAGCGGCGGGUUCCGGCGCACCAUAUCCCGUUCGGAACGGGCCGGGAUCCGCACCUACGUGAGCACCAUUCGGAUCCCGCUGCGGCGCAUCAGCGAGACGGGGCUGGGUGAGCCCAACUCCACGGCGCUGCGCUCCAUCCUGCGCCAGAUCAUGACUGGGUUCGGGGAGCUCAGCUCUCUCAUGGAGACAGAGGCCGAUUCCGAAAGCGUGGCCCCCGCCCACGUGGAUGUCGGCGUUACAAAUACGAGCACCGGCCCGGCGGCUCGCUCGCUUGCCAGUGAGAAUACAUCAGCUCAGGUGGGCUCAGGUGGACAGGAUCAAGAGAGCGUGGGGCCGGAAGGAAACGAGGAGGAACAGGUCGGUCAGGCCAGGCUCGGCGGCGGUCCGGCGAACGCCGCGGAGGGGCGUCCCACCAGCAGGGACACAAACAACCUGGUGGAAAACGGCACCCUGCCCAUCCUGCGGCUGGCUCAGUUCUUCCUCCUGAACGACGAGGACGACGACGAGCACCCGCGAGGCCUCACCAAAGAGCAGAUUGACAAUUUGGCCACGCGCUCGUAUGGCCAGGCCAGCCUGGAGGGAGAAGCGGGCCGUGCGUGCAGCGUCUGCAUCAACGAGUAUGCGCAGGGAAACAAGCUGCGACGCUUGCCCUGCGCGCACGAGUUCCACAUCCACUGCAUCGACCGCUGGCUCUCUGAGAACAACACCUGCCCCAUCUGCAGGCAGCCCAUACUCGCAGCGCACCACGACUGAGGGUCUUUGGCUUCUUCUGCUCCCGAGCAGCCGCAUGUACAUAAGUGUGUUCAUUUCUGUGAGGGACUUGAUAGAUAAGAAGGUGGAACCGGAAGUUCAGGAGAAGAGGUGAAUAAAGGCUUAAAUCCAGAGAAUUAAUAAUGUUUAUUUUUUUAGGCUUUUUGAUUUCAGUUUCCUCUUCUAUAUCAUGUCAGAACUUCAUCUGCGAGUGAACUUGUGUUAGCUGCUCCUCGUAGUCUGACACUGUUAAGAUGUCUCCCCAUGUCAGAAAUCAUAUUUUAAUUUGUCCACUCUCGACUGUAAAUAAGCGGCACAGUGGACGACUGGUUAGAGCGUCUGCCUCACACUUCUGAGGACCAAGGUUCAAUCCCCGGCCCCGCCUGUGUGGAGUUUGCAUGGUCUCCACAUGCCUGCGUGGGUUUUUUCCGGGCACUCCGGUUUCCUCCCACAUCCCAAAAACAUGCAUGGUAGGUUAAUUGACAACUCUAAAUUGCCCCUAGGUGUGAAUGUGAGUGCAAAUGGUUGUUAUGUUUGUAUGUGCCCUGCGAUUGGCUGGCGACCAGUUCAGGGUGUACCCCCCCUCUUGCCCGAUGAUAGCUGGGAUAGGCUCCAGCACGCCCGCCACCCUUGUGAGGAGAAGCGGCUCAGAAAAUGGAUGGAUAGACUGUAUAUAUAAUACUCUACCACAGUUUAAGAUGAAAGUGCAAAAUGUCUGUUCCACCCCCACUAUUUUAAAUUGUCCCUUUAUAGUCGCUUUAACAAAAUUAUGGUGCUGUCAUGACUAACGAGUGCACCAACUAGCGAGUCUUUGUUUGUUUUUUGCCCAGCAUUUGAUACGAAUUAAAUGACUCACAAACUCAGUCACGGAAUGAAUUAAAGUUGUAAGGCAAGGCAGCACUGUAUUGAGUUUCUGUAUUUAAUUUGUAAUAAAUUCUGUAUUAAUAAUCUAGGUUCAGUAUUUAUGAUUUGUCAAGUUCUCUCCACACAACAGAGCAGAUGUCACCCAAAUAACAAAAAAAGCCGGUCUCCAACAGUUGCACAUGCAAAAGGCAGGAAUUCAGGGUUGUCAUUUAGCUGUGCAAUACUUAGAUUAAAACAAACAAAGAAAUAUGAUCAUAAAGUCAUGCUUGUCAGAAUGUGUGCAAUUGAAGGAAUUCUCCUGAUUGUUCUCCGAAGGUGCAGCACAGAGCUGGCAGAGGCUCGCCAUGUCACUUGUCAAUAUUUAUUCUGUUUCUAUUUAGUAAGAUGGGGAGAAAUUCACUUUUUGAAACCACGAAUGUGUGUAUCAUGUUGCCAUGUGAUGACAGUAAAUAAACACUCAGUGGUAUGAUUUUUGUUUCUAUGUGCACCUCUAACCCUUAUGUGGGAGGUCCUCGACAACACAAUAAAACGCAGCUUUGUUAUGCCCAGUGA
Molecule: messenger RNA, 3644 nt
Organism: Phycodurus eques (leafy seadragon)
Lineage: Eukaryota; Metazoa; Chordata; Actinopteri; Syngnathiformes; Syngnathidae
Gene: rnf6
Product: ring finger protein (C3H2C3 type) 6
Exons: 4
Coding region: 96-2231 (711 amino acids)
Biological process (GO): protein ubiquitination; positive regulation of DNA-templated transcription; ubiquitin-dependent protein catabolic process
Cellular component (GO): nucleoplasm; cytoplasm
Molecular function (GO): ubiquitin protein ligase activity
Source: RefSeq, a predicted model, not a curated record